UGUAGCCCUUGCACCAGAAGCUGAAAUAAUAGAAGCUGUGUACACUGCAUUAGGGUAUUGAAGAAAAUACAUUUUGAAUUAAAUAUUUGGAAUAUAAGGAAGGAAAGGUGAUUGAAAAUGGGGUGGAAGAAAAUUCAAAUCACACGCAUAGUGGACGAAAGGAACCGACAGGUUACUUUUACAAAGAGAAAGUUUGGAUUAAUGAAGAAAGCCUAUGAACUUAGUGUGCUCUGUGAUUGUGAAAUAGCACUCAUCAUUUUCAACAGCUCUAACAAACUGUUUCAGUAUGCCAGCACUGACAUGGACAAAGUUCUUCUCAAGUAUACAGAGUAUAAUGAACCUCAUGAAAGCAGAACCAACUCGGAUAUUGUUGAGACUUUAAGAAAGAAAGGCCUGAAUGGUUGUGAGAGUCCUGAUGCUGACGAUUACUUUGAGCACAGUCCACUCUCGGAGGACAGAUUCAGCAAACUAAAUGAAGAUAGUGAUUUUAUUUUCAAACGAGGCUCUCCUGGUUUGCCACCUCAAAACUUCUCAAUGUCUGUCACAGUCCCUGUGACCAGCCCUAACGCUUUGUCCUACACUAACCCAGGGAGUUCACUUGUGUCGCCAUCUUUGGCCGCCAGCUCAACAUUAGCAGAUUCAAGCAUGCUGUCUCCACCUCAAGCCACGCUGCACAGAAAUGUAUCCCCUGGAGUCCCUCAGAGACCACCGAGUACCGGCAGUACAGGUGGGAUGUUGAGCACUUCAGACCUCACAGUGCCAAAUGCAGCCGGAAGCAGUCCAGUGGAUUACUCACUGACUAGCGCGGACCUGUCGGCCCUGCAGGGCUUCAACUUCCCGGGCAUGCUGUCUCUGGGACAGGUGUCGGCCUGGCAGCAGCACCAUUUAGGACAAGCUGCCCUCAGCUCUCUGGUUGCUGGAGGGCAGUUAUCUCAGGGUUCGAAUUUAUCCAUUAAUACCAACCAAAACACCAACAUUAAGUCAGAACCAAUUUCACCUCCCCGGGAUCGAAUGAACCCAUCAGGCUUCCAGCAGCAGCAGCCACCGCCGCAGCGGCCGCCGCCACGGGGGCCGCCCCAGCCCCCCCAGCCCUGGCAGGAAAUGGGGUGCUCCCCUGUGGACAGUCUGAGCAGCUCGAGCAGCUCCUAUGAUGGGAGUGACCGGGAGGAUCCACGGGGCGACUUCCAUUUUCCAAUCGUGCUUGGCCGACCCCCCACCACGGAGGACAGAGAAAGCCCUUCCGUCAAGCGAAUGAGGAUGGAUGCAUGGGUGACCUAAGGCUCCUGGGCUGGUAUUCGUACUUCGUGAUCCCGCAGCGAACUGCCCUACAUAUCUACAUCAGUAAAUAAGGACAUGAGUUAACUAUAUUUAUAUGUACAUACAUACAUAUAUAUCCCUUUAUAUAUAUAUAUAUGUAUGUGGGUGUGAGUGUGUGUGUGUAUGUGGGUGUGUGUUACAUACAGAAUCGGGCACUUACCUGCCUUGUAGAUCUACAGAUGUACGUCCCGUGGCAAACAAAGCACCCUGUAGGCAGAUUCUAGUCUGGCACUUCCUUGGACUACUUGUUUCAUAAGAUAACCAGUUUUUGCAGAGAAACGUGUACCCAUAUAUAAUUCUCCCACACUAGCUUGCAGAAACCUAGAGGGCCCCUACUUGUUUUAUUUAACUGUGCAAUGACUGUAGUUACUUAAGAAAAAUGCUUUGUAGAACAGAGCAGUAGAAAAGCAGGAACCAAGAAAGCAAUACUGUACAUAAAAUGUCAUUUAUAUUAAUUACCCAGCCUGGCAUGGGUCUCUGUUGCAGAGGGGUGCAUGGGAAGGGCUGUUGAUAUUUUAAAACAAAACAAAAAAGCCCCACACAUAACUGUUUUGCACGUGCAAAAAAUGUAUUAAGUCAAACAAGUGAUCUUUAGCUAAUAAAAAAGAGAGAGAGUAGAAAACACGCAUGAGAUAUUCAGAAAAUACUAGCCUAGAAAUAUAGAGCAUUAACAAAAUAAAUUAAUAU
Mustela lutreola (European mink) is the source of this 2004-nucleotide messenger RNA. RefSeq names its product myocyte-specific enhancer factor 2A-like. Gene Ontology annotation, biological process: cell differentiation; positive regulation of transcription by RNA polymerase II. Gene Ontology annotation, molecular function: DNA-binding transcription factor activity, RNA polymerase II-specific; RNA polymerase II cis-regulatory region sequence-specific DNA binding; histone deacetylase binding. The record is from RefSeq and is a predicted model, not a curated record. NCBI's taxonomy places the organism in Eukaryota, Metazoa, Chordata, Mammalia, Carnivora, Mustelidae.